AUGAAGAUCCUCUAUAUGGGCGUUCUCCGGAACGAUUCUCAAUCAGCUCUCCAGCUCUGUGCCGAGAAGGACCUCUCUGCCUUUUCCCGUUUUACCCGUCAGAACUAUGAAGAGUUCUUGAUGCUCUUCUGCCGCACGGUCGCUGAGCGCACGAAGCCCGGACAGCGUCAGGAUGUCGAGGAGAAGUCAUACACAUUCCACGCCUACGGCCGAUCGGAAGGUGUGGCCGGCGUGAUCGUCACCGACGGCGACUACCCUGCACUAGUGGCCCACCAGCUCUUAUCCAAGAUCGUUGACGAGUUCCUCGCGAAGCACCCCCGCACAUCCUGGUCCGACCCGUCCACUCGCGAGAACGCAUGCCCCUUGCCGCAGCUGAAGGAAUACAUUGUCAAAUACCAGGAUCCCAAGCAGGCCGACAGCAUUAUGAAGAUCCAGCAGGAGUUGGAUGAGACAAAGAUUGUGCUACACAAGACUAUUGAGAGUGUGUUGGAGCGUGGCGAGAAGAUUGACUCAUUGGUUCAAAAGAGUGACGGUCUGUCCGCCCAGAGUAAGAUGUUCUAUACCCAGGCCAAGAAACAAAACUCCUGCUGUUCUCUGAUGUAA
This is a messenger RNA of Penicillium longicatenatum, 603 nucleotides long. Its product is annotated as palmitoyltransferase YKT6. The coding region runs from base 1 to 603 and encodes 200 amino acids. Gene Ontology annotation, cellular component: Golgi apparatus; membrane. Lineage: Eukaryota; Fungi; Ascomycota; Eurotiomycetes; Eurotiales; Aspergillaceae. The record is from RefSeq and is a predicted model, not a curated record. Gene Ontology annotation, molecular function: SNAP receptor activity. Gene Ontology annotation, biological process: endoplasmic reticulum to Golgi vesicle-mediated transport. The transcript has 6 exons.